Enterobius vermicularis (human pinworm) is the source of this 1548-nucleotide messenger RNA. NCBI's taxonomy places the organism in Eukaryota, Metazoa, Nematoda, Chromadorea, Rhabditida, Oxyuridae. The record is from the annotation of a GenBank genome assembly.
AUGGACUCAAUAUCAUCACCAAACGAAACUUAUCUACUGGUAAGUGAGAAAAAUGUAGCUGAUGAUCAGGCAGUUUUAUUAAAAAAGAAACAUCGUAAUUCUCAUGGUAUGGGAUGGAUUGUUACCUGUCUCUUUAUUGUCGGUGAGACGGCUGGAGGUGGCCUAAUUGCUAUGCCAACAGCUAUGGUUUCUACAGGUCUUACCGGAGGUAUAGCAGUGGUGAUACUUGGUGCAAUUAUUUGUACUUAUACCAGCCUACAGCUUUCUGAAAACUGGACCAUUCUUCAACAAAGAUGGACAGUCUAUCGAACUCAUUGUCGAAAACCAUAUCCAGUGAUGGGAUAUCGAGCAAUUGGACCAAAAUUUAUGCAUUUUGUUUCAUUUUGUCUAAAUGUAACCAUGUUUGGUGCAGCGGCAGUUUUUUUGCUGCUUGCAGCAAAAAAUUUUGAGGAUUUUCUUCAUGUUUACGGCGAUAUUCGGAUUAAUUUCUGUUAUUUGGUGAUCGUUGUUGCAGUUGUUAUGUUUCCACUCACGCUAUUCAGAAGUCCUAAAGAUUUUUGGUGGGCAGUAAUUGCUGCAAUGGUUACCACAACGACUGCGGUUGUUUUGAUUAUUAUUGGCGCAUCAAUAGAUCUUAAAACCUGUAUUCCUCACAAUAACUAUCCAUCUCCACAACCAUCUCGGUUUUUCAUGUCUCUUGGUACAGUUAUGUUUGCGUAUGGUGGUCACGGAACAUUUCCAACAAUUCAACAUGACAUGACAAAACCUUAUCAUUUUUGUCGAUCCGCUAUUAUUGGUUUUGUAAUAAUAUGUUCACUGUAUUUACCAGUGUCUAUACUUGGAUAUUACUCCUACGGUGACAGUCUUCGUGAUUCAGUCAUUCCGUCAUUACAGAACGUGUGGAUUCAGCAAGCUGUAAAUGUGCUCAUCACGCUGCAUGUGUUUCUCGCUCUAACUAUACUUUUCAACCCGAUGAAUCAGGAGCUAGAGGAAGCCCUUAACAUUCCACAUGAAUUUGGCGUCAAACGACUAAUUUGCCGUACAGCUGUAAUGGUUACGGUAGUCGUAGCAGCUGAGACAGUUCCUGAGUUUGGCGUAUUGCUAGACUUUGUUGGCGGAUCCACCAUAACAUUGAUGGCGAUUGUUUUUCCAAUUGUUUUCAACUUGUAUUUAUACGCAGGGCACAGAAAACACAGUGGAAAACCAGCGGCUGCUGAUGAGACUUGGAUUACCAUGACUGAGAUCUACCGGUACACUCCUAAGGGAAGACUUGCGCUUAAUCUUAUCGUACUUGCAAUUGGAAUAGUUGUCGGCAUGGCAGCAUCUUGGGCAGCUCUGGAAGCGAUGAUUAGUGCUGAAUUUUCGACUCCUUGUUACGCUAGACUUUUCACAGCGACCUCACUUGAAAAGCAGUUUAAUAACAGUACUUACAGCGCGCACGGUAAGGUGAAUUGCUGCGGAAUCUUCAAGAACGUAACCAGCUUAGGACCACCUACAGAAUUCUGCUUAAAACCAGCUUUUGCUAGUUUUGAAUCUUCAAGCGGUUAA